AUUUUGCCAACACAACGCCAAGUAUAAUACUCUAGCUGCACCUCUUCAUUUGCUUGUUGCUGUAGGCAUUUAGAGCGGGGUGGACGCGCUUGGGGUAGGCAGGUGCUUAAGCCUCUCCAGUCAGAGCAAACAAUACCAGUAUCAAGGGCAGCUAAGAUCAGCAUGCUUUUUCAACGCUAAGGCAUCACCAUAGUGUUCGGAAUUGUAAUGAAGAGAAGCCUUAACAGUGCAAGCUUGGAUGUCACCCCUGAUGCUGGGGAUGCGGCUACAUCCAGGUCCCCCAUCGCGGACCCCGCAGGGGGGGAGACCCAGGGGCCCCAAGUCGGUUCGGGGGCAGAGAGCGGCCCGGCGCCUCCUGCUGCGGAAGCUGCUGCUACUGCCAGCAUUCCCGACGCCGAUGCUGCUGCUGCAGCGCUGCCAAGCAGUCAAAUGGAGCCCCGGAGGAGCAGCAGCGGACGGGCGCGCAGGAGUCGGGUUCGGAAAGUGGACCCAUGGGAGGCCUACGUCCGGGACAACUGGAUCCCCACCCUGGAGCGCACCUUUGGUCCCGACUGGCGGCUGCACUGCCCCGGGGAGGUGGCCGUCAUCAUCUGGUGGGCCAUAGCCAGCCGCGCUGAGGCACCGCCCGCGGGACUCCCGGAGCAGCCGGCGGACAGGGCCACUGCAGCAGCGGCUGUGUCAGCCAUGGUGACAACCAUAAAGGAGCGACGCCAGCAGUUUGCGCUGAAAGCCAUGAAGCAGCUCAACCAGCAGCCUCAGGCCUCGUCGCCGCAGCCGACGUUGGCGGUGGCGCUGCCGCCGCAGCAGGGGUGUGGUGGGGAUGGGGAAUUGCCGUUACCCAUGCACGCGCUGCUGUUCCCUGUGACGGACCAGUCUUUGCUGCCGGGCGGGAAUGCUAGCGCCGGCGGCAGCAGCAGCGAGGGUGCAAGGACUUCGGGACCUGCCGGAUCACCUUCGAGCGGCGUGGCCGGGGCUGCUAACCACGCCCUGUGUCCCCAGCAGCCCCAGCGGCAGGUUGUGGUGCUCACCGCCCCCGCCAGCGCUGGCUCACCAGCGCAGGAGUCGGCAGGAGGCGCGCACAGCAUUGGCAGCAGCUGCAACGACGUUCCCUCCCAGGUUGCCUUGCUCGCUGCAUUUGUGCAGCCGGCGGUUACGUUGGGAGCUGGCAAGUUUGUCUCAAGCGCCGGAUUGCCUCAGCGGCACCGAUUGGAUCGUGGGGGAGGUGCGGCGAAGGACGGCGGCGACGGCAGCGUGGAGGUAAGCCUGAAGUCGGCGGGAAGCGACCCACGGGACGGUGUGCUGCCUCGGGGCAGAGCUCUGCAGCGAGGGAAUGGCGUGGUUGGCCCUGACGUCACGGGCUCGAGUACGCUUGUCAGCGGCGCUGGCGUUAGCCCCGAGGGGCGGGCAGGCCUGGCUCGUGGUGGUGGGGCAGCCGCACCGGCAGCGCCUGCGGAAAUGGCGGCGGCAGCAGCAGCAGCGACGACCGCAGGGCCCGCAACUGCAGCAGCCUCGGAGACGCGGCGCUCGGCUGCGGCGCAUGGCGAAGGCGCCGAGUGGGACUCGGCGGAUGAGGAGGACCUCUUUCAGCUGCUGCAGCAGGGCUUGGAAGCGAGGCUGGCUGUGAGCAGCCGGAAGCUGGAUGGCAGUGGAGCAGGGGUUGGGUCGGCUGCUGCUGCCGCUGCUGCGGGCGGGGUGGUACUGGCUGGACGCAAUACGCACGACGGUGCUGCUGGCGGUACCGGCGGAGGCAAUACCGCGUCCGGUCGUACUCUGCCCGUUCUUGACCUCUCACGCCCAUCCCAGAGUCUGGGAGAUGGAGGGGUUGAGGGCGGCAAGGUGGCACAGGAUGGCACUGCCGGCGCAAGAAGGGACGCAACGGCAGGUGGCGACGCUGGAAAAGACGCGCUGCCCAAGACGCGUGAUGGUUCGGUUGCAGGCGGAUCCGCCUACGUGCUGAAUUUGGAUCCUGCGUUCGCAGGAAUGCUAAAUGGCACCUCCCUGCGGUCCCUCCUCCACGCGGUUAGCGACGCUGCUGGUCAGCCACACGCCUCCACUGCUGCCGCUGCUGCUGCUGCUGCUACAACCCCAGCAGCAGCGCCUACGGGCGCGGUGCCGCCUAGCCCACUGCCCACCCAUGCAGCCUUGGCACCCUCAGACGGCUCCUCCAGCCGCCCUUUACACAUGCUUCCUCCGGCGGACUCACCUCCCACUGCAGCAGCCCCCACCCCGGCUGCUACUGCACCACCACCAUCACCACCAUCAUCAACUACGGCAGCCGGCCCCCUGACGUACAGCAUGCAGCUGCCGGACGGUACGACACUGCCCGUACAGCUCGUCCCACUGCAAAUCAAUUUCGGCAACGGUACAGCACCGCCUACCCCCGUAGGCAGCGCCCUUUCCGCUCUCGACCUCAGUGCUCUGACGGGCGCCAUCUGCGGCGGCCGCGGCGUGAUAGCUGAGAUGCUGAACCGCAGCGACUCAUUCGGCCGCAUGCCGUUGCAUGCAGCCGCCUCCACUGGGCGUUUGGAGGUGGUGGAGAGGUUACUGGCGCUGGGCUGUGACGCAGGGAAGCGGAUGGACCGGGAUUUCAUCCAUAGCGAGGGCGAGGGAGCGGAUGGUGGAUGCAGCGGCGGGGACGUUUUAAAAAUCAGAUCUGCUGAGGACGACGCUGAGAGCUCCACCUCCUCCGCGUACGACAUUGCCGUGGAGUACGGCACUCUGGGAGAUGAUGUUGACGCGGCUGCUGCUGCUGCCGGUCCCGGAGCAGCAGCUUCACAGCAACAGCAGCAGUCGCGGCGGCGCUACGGUGCCGACAUGCGGCUGCGACAGGCUGCGAGGAGGGCCCUGGAGGAGUUGCACACUCGAGGCAGCAGCGCCUGCAUGGAUGAUGACGAGGAGGAGGAGGAGGAGGCGGCCAGUGGUGGCGGCAGCCUCACGGAUAGUGAUGAGAUGGCGUUUGGCGCGGAUGAUGGGUCGCCGGCUUGCAUGAGCGUGGCACAAGCUGCGCGGCUGGGUCUGCAGAUAGCGCUGGAUACGUGUGGUGACCGUCUUACGCCCGACCAGCUGCACUUCUUGGCAGGCAAAUUCGCGGAGCAGCAUCUUUGGAAGGCUGUUGCUCCUGCUCCCAGGCACGCACGAACCAGCAUCAGCUCCAGCACAUAUGACCCGGCGCCAGCGGGCGAGGGUGAGGCCUCGCAGCAGCAGCAGCCCUCGCAAGCAGCUGGCGUUGCAGCCUUCGCUCCCGCAGUCGCUGCAGGGCUGUCGCCGGCCACAGGGACAGUCCCUGCGGGGUUGCCAGGCGGUGGUAUCAUGCGUGGACGGACGACGUACGCGGAUGGCCGGCGCAACAGGCGGCGUUCGUCGGUGCAGCAGCGGCACAUUAGCGGAAGCGGUGACGUGGUUUCGGCGCCUGGAUCGCCAUCAGAGGGGUCGCCGUCGGCGCCGGCUGCGGCUGCGACUAAUGCGGCAUCAGGGCAGGAUGAACGUGGCGUGGAAGCAGAGGCGGCACCGGAAACGGAAUCCGGAUUCGGCGGGAUUAACGCCAAACACAGCGAUCAAGAGGUAGCAGCGGGGACCCGUCGUACGACAGGCGAGCGGCGGAAGCGACAUGGCGACUCGUCAGGGCGAGGUCUCGGCGACGAAUGCCGUACAGGUGGUGGUGGCGGCAGCGACGUUGAAGAGACGAGCGCUGAUGAUGAUGACGAGGAUGGGGACGAGGCGGACAGCUCCGCCAUGCAGCUCAGGGGCUCCUAUGCUCCUGCAGCUGGAGUUGUUCCGGUGCCUGACGGCAAUGCCGGCGACAAUGGGGAGCCGUUGACGGGUCGGGUCGGGGUUGUGGGAGAGUAUACGGCAGCGUCUGGUGCUGCCAAGCAAGCCCGCAGCGGCGUGGCGGGGGAUGUUGCCGGCGCGGUGGGCAUUGGUGGCCGGCGGAGGCGGCUGCGUCGCCUAGCGCCGAGUGGUGCCGGUGCACGUGCGGCAGCGGAAGCCCAUGCGGGCUGUGGUGGCAGCUACCCCCGUGGCAGCAGCAGGUGCUACAGGCACAGCAGCGGCGGCGCCGUCGGCGGUGGCAGUGGGCAGAAGCGGCCGGCGGAUGGCGACGCAGCGGACGUGGGUUCAGUCGACGGCGACGGCUGUGGCGGCGCUGCCGCCGCUGGCGAGGAUAGCGGCGAAUGCGGCGGCGGCGCGGCGGUCACAGCGUCGACUUCUGGCGGUGCCGGUGGUGGUGAGGGUUACACCUACACUGGAGGAGACGCGGACGAAGGUGGUGGCGGCGGCAGUGAAGGUGACGUGUACGACGAUGACGAUGAGUACGACUACGAUUACGACACAGAUGGAGAGGGAGACGCCGACAUUGACGCAGAAGGAGAUGAUGCCGACGUUGACGUUGACGAUCUACAUGGGCUAGGCGCCGCGUUGUUGGAUGGCCUGGGAUCUCUGCCGCUGCCGUACGGUUUGGAUCUGGAUCUCCCGCUGGACUUUGAUUUGGCUGGCGGCGGCGCGCGCUCUCGUCGCGCUCGUGUGCCGCCGGCGUUUGCAGCGCGAGUGAGCUACCGCGGCGCCACUCCGCUGCACCUGGCGGCGGCUCACGGGCAUUCGGCGGUGUGUGAGGUGCUGUUGAAGUCGCUGGGAUGUGACUUGAUGGCUCGCACGGAACAGGGUCGCACCGCGCUGCACCUGGCAGCCCGCAACGGCCACGACGGAGUGGUGGCGCUGCUGCUGCGAGCCGCCGCCAGCCGCCCUGCAGCCCGCGCCGUCGCAUGCACCGCAUCCACCGCAGCAGCAGGUGCUGCAGGUGCAGGUGCAGGGGGCCGGGGCACUGGCGAGGCAGGAGAGCAGUUGGUGGAUGCGGUUGACUGUAACGGCCACACGGCGUUGCACCAUGCAGCUGCACUGGGGCACUGGCGGGUGGUGGAGCAGCUGUGGCCGCGGGGCGCCCGGAUCGACCCUGCCGACACCUGCGGCGCUUCCCCGCUGCACUACGCAUCCAUGUCGGGUCACGUGGAGACGGUGGGGCGACUGAUCAUAGGCGGUGCGGCGGUGCAGCGAACGGACCGGGAGGGCUUCACGCCGGCGCACCAUGCGGCGCUGAGGGGGCAUGCGGAGGUGCUGGAGAAGCUCCUUCUGGCGGGUUACGAGGUGGACAUGAUGGGCGGUCCCGCGGGGCCGCCGCCGCCGCUGCCGCCUGCUGGCGUGAAACCCGUGGAACCCGCGGGGGCGCCAGAGUGCCGCUGCAGUCCCGGAGCCGUCAACACCACCACCACCACCACCACCAAUUCUAACAGCAGGACUAGCUGCGCGGCUGCUGUGGCGGAGCCCCCCAAGGCUCCUUCCAUCGUGCUGCCACCAGCAGACGCCGACCCUCAACCGCAACGGCAGCAGCUGCAGCAACAGCAGACCGGUCGGUCACAGCCUGAACCCCCACAGCAGCAGCCAUCUGCCGCCGCUAGCCAGCACAAGGUAGCGGCGCCGGCAGCUGCUACAGCCGCUCCCACCUCUCGCAGCCCACCCGCUGCUGCUGCUGCUGCUACUGCCACCCAAGGCAACAGCGUUGGCGGCAGCGCUGGCAGCAGCAGCAGCAGCACCCCUAGCAGCACUGCUGGCGGCCAUACCGCGCUGCAUCUGGCAGCCUCCCGGGGCCACUGCGCGGCGCUGGCGGUGCUGCUGCGGAACGGCGCCUGCGUGGGUCGGCGGGACUGGCGGGGCUGUACGGCACUGCAGCGGGCGGCGGAGGGCGGCCACCGGGGCGCCUUUGAGCUGCUGCUCAUGCAUGGUUCCGACCCAUGGGUCACGGACACCUCUGGCGCCACCAGCCUCCAUUGCGCUGCUCGCGGGGGCAACCUAGCCAUCGUGCAGCGCCUGUUGGAGCUCCGGUUGCAGGCUGCGGGCGCGGCGGCAGCGGCAUCAGGGCAGCAGCGGCUUCUGGGGCAGCCGGCGGAGCAGGAGCAGGGCUCUGACGCUGUGGCGCCUCCACCGGAGCAGGGCUCACCCGACGCUGCUGCUGCUGCGGCUAGCGCAGCCCUCCCCUCGCCGCCUCAGCAGCAGCAGCCGGCGAGUGCUGUUGUUCCGGCUCAGUUGAGUGGCGGCAGCGGAGUGGGCAGCAGUGCGAGCUGCGGCGGCGUUGCUGGUGGUGCGGCGGUGCUGGAUGCGGGUUGCGCCUCGCAGGAUGGUCAGCUGCCGCUGCACUGGGCGGCGGCGGCGGGGCGGGCGGAGGUGGUGACGCGGCUGAUGCAGUUGGGGCCGGAGGCGGGAGGGGAUCCGCUGCGACAGGAUGCCCGUGGCGCCACUCCCUGGCACCUGGCCGCCGCCGCAGGUCAGGAAGCCGCCCUGCGCGCCUUCCUGACCGCCCCCGCCGGCGGCAAACCUGUCCCCGUGGACGCGCGCGAUGGAGCCGGUUGUACGGCACUUCAUCGCGCUGCCGCCGCCGGCGCCGCGGGUGCCGUACCCCUGCUGCUGGCGACGGGAGCGGAUCCGGCGGCGGUGUGCUGCGGCGGUCGCACUCCGCUGCACUGCGCCGCGGAGGCGGGUCUGGUGGGGGUGGUGGCGCUGCUGCUGGAGCGGCUUGACAGGGAGGACGUGGAUCGCCGGGAUGCCGCCGGCUGGAGCGCCCUGCACCACGCCGCUCAACAGGGCAGCACCCCCAUGCUGCACCUGCUGCUGCGCGCGGGUGCCUCCCCACACUCUGCCACCGCUGCCGGCUGGACGCCCGCCCAUUUGGCGGCUCGACAACACCAUGCAGACAUACUUCUCGCGCUGCAAGCGGCGGGAGCCGACCCACGGGUCAGGGACGCCGACGGUUGCACGCCGCCGCACUUUGCGGCACUGCGAGGCGAUGAAGGGCUGUUCAAGGUGCUGAUUAGGGCUGCAGCGGGGGCGGAGGAGUCGUCGGCGCCGGAUGGUGUCGACACGGCGGGGUCGGCGGGGGCUGUUGUUCCCCAAUCGCUGCUGCUGCCGGAUGCCCGCGGCUACACCCUGCUGCAUUACGCAGUGGAGGGCGGCAACCUGGCGAUCAUCAAGCAGCUGCUUGCGGCGGGCUUGGCGGAGGUGGCUGGCGACGCGGGGCGGGCAGCAGGGGACCCCGGCGUCGAGGUCAGCAACGACAACCAUGGCGGCGCAGGAGGAGGCUCCGAGACCGGGGUUGCUGUUGACCGUCUCCUAAGCGUCAGCCUGCCAUCCAGCGUCCUAUCCGCGCCGCCGCCGCAAGUGCCGCUGCCGUCACAGCCAGCUGCCAACGCAGCCGCUGCUGCCGCUGCUGACGAGCAGCAACUCUGCGUCACCUCCGCUGCUGCUUCCAGCCGCCCUCGCCCCGGCGCCGCCCCCGUCAGUGCGCUGCACCUGGCUUGCCGGCUGUGCCAGCCGGAGGUGGUGGAGCUGCUGCUGGCGGCGGGGUACGGCUCCCUGGCCCGCACGCCCUCGGGCCGCAUGGCGCCGCUGCACUUCGCAGCCAUGGGCCCAGGGGCGCUGCCCAUCGGCGACAUGGCCGCUGGUGGUGGCGGUGGUGGUGGUGGUGAUGUCAGUCAAGGGACUGCAGCGGAGGGGGCUGCGGAGGAUGGUGCUGCUGGUGCGGGUGCUGGGACGACGCGCUCGCCGUCGCCACCGCUGCCGCCGGCAUCUCCGUCGAGGGACGCCGCCACGGCGGCGGCGACGGCACCGGCAUCGCCACCCAGGCGGGAGCGACGCGCGUCGCCUUCCCCGCCGCCUCCACCGCCUUCUUCGUCAACUGCGGCAGGCGCCGGCACUCCUGCCGCCACCACCGCCCUGCGGUCGCGUUCCUCGCCGAAUCGCUCCACUUCUCCUGCGCCGCCGCCAUCCCUGCCAGCGCUGUCGUCCGUGAAGACGCCUUCCGCGCAGUCCCCACAGCGUCCCACCCAACAAUCUGCCCCACAGCAGCCGCAGGUUCAAUGCGCUCCGUCCCAAGCGCAGCCUCAGCAGCAGGGGGGCAGCGGGGCUACCGCUACCGUCGUUGCUUGCCACGCUAGGCAAAUGCGGGUUGUGGAGGCGCUAUUGGCGGCGGGGGCCGACCCACGGGUCAUUGAUGCCUUUGGGUGCUCUCCCCUGUCGUACGCAGCUGGCAGCGGGAACCCGGCGCUUGUGGUGCGGCUGUUGGCGGCGGGCUGCGAUCCGCUGCGGUCGGAUGGACGGGGCCUUACACCGCUGCACUGGGCCGCCGCCGGCGGUAGCGCCGAGGUGGUGACUGCGCUGCUGGCCGCCAGCGGGGGCGCCUCCGACCACCUGACUGCACUGGAUGCCGGCGGCCGCACCCCCCUGCACUGGGCAGCGGAGCGCGGCUCACAAGGCUGUGUGGUGCUGCUUACAAAGGCAAUGCUGGCAGCAGCCGCGGCAGCGGCGGCGGGGACGGGGACGGGCACCGCAGGCGCCGCCGCCCCGGCGGCGGCAGCGGCAGCGGCGGAUAUCCUGCAUGCAGUUGACGGCCGGGGCUGCAGCGCUGCUCAGCUGGCUGCCGCGGGCGGUCAUGUCGAGGUGGUCGCGAGGCUGUUGGAGGCUGGCAGGAACGCAGGGGAGGUGGCGGGCAUGUCUGCGCUGCACCUCGCGGCGAUGAACGGACUGGAGCAGGUCGUCUCGCAGCUCUGUGGCGUUCCUGGCUGCGACGUCAACGCGCGGGACGCCGAGGGUUUGACUCCGCUGCACGCCGCCGCGACCCGUGGGUCAUCUGGCAUCACCGCUCGACUGCUGGCCGCCGGCGCAGAUCCCAACAUCGCCUCUUCCGAGGGGCUGCUGCCGCUGCAUGCGGCUGCUGCGGGCGGGCACCUGGAGGUGGUGGAGCUGUUGUUGGACGCGGGGAGCCUGGUGCCGUACAAGAGCGGCGGCGGCGCCACUCCGCUGCACCAGGCGGCCAGCAAUGGUCAUGCGGCGGUGUGUGAGGUGCUGUUGGAGGCGGGGUGCCCCGUAAUGGGAAGGCUCGCCUCCGGCGCCGCGCCGCUCUACUGUGCCGCCGCCGCGGGCUGGGACGAGGCGGUGGAGGUGCUGCUGCGCAGCGGGGCGGAGGUGGACGCGGUAACCAGCUCGGGCUGUACGGCACUGCAUGGGGCCGCCACCAACGGCCAUGUCAAGGUGAUCUCGGCGCUGCUGGCGGAAGGCGCCGACCCGGACGUGCAGUCGGCCAACGGGCACACGCCGCUGCACAACGCGGCGGGCGGGGGGCACGUGGCGGCGGCGGAGGCGCUGGUGGCGGCGAGUGCCGACCUGGAUGUGCAGAACAGCAACGGCAACACGGCGCUGCACAUCGGCAGCUCCAAGGGCUACCUGGAUCUGGUGUCCCGGUUACUGUCCGCGGGCGCCGACGUGCACAUUCGCAACGCCAAGGGCUGGUGUGCCGUACACAGCGCCGCCAGCAACGGCUACUUUGAUGUGGUGCUCAAGCUGGUGCAGGCGGGCGCCAACUGGCGGCGUCAGGGCGACGCCGACGUGGUGCGGCUGGUGACACGCAAGACCACCCUGCGCGCCUCCUACGUGGAAGGCCGCCUGCGCCUGGCGGAACGCGAGCGACAUCGCAACAACAACAACGGAAACGGAAACAAUGGCAACGGAAACAACGGCAGCCAGCAGCAACAGCAGCAACAGACCCACGCGGGGUCAUGCACAGGGGCAGGCGAUGGCAGCAGCAGCGGCGGCACCGUUGGCGGUUGUGGCAGCAGCAGCGGUAGUGGGAAUGCUGUUUCUGGUGGUGUGUUGGUCGGCAAGGCCGGGGGUGGUGGAGGCAGCAGCGGACAGGGGGUUGCUGCGGCGAGUGGGGGCGCCCGGGUAGCUUCUGUGGCGAGCUACGAGGACCUGGCCGCUGCUGCGGACGCCAACAUGGCGGCGCUGCUGCAGGAGGAGGCGGCCGCCGCGGCCGCGGCAGCGGAGCGCAAGGCCAAGCAGCAGCAGAAGAAGGCGGCCAAGGCAUCCGCCAAGGCAGCGGCAGCAGCGGUGGUGACUGCUACGGCGCCACCGCCGCCUCCACAGCAGCAGCAGCAGCCGCCCACCAUUGACGCAAGCAGCGGUAACGGGGCUAGCUCCGAUAGCGCCAACGGCAGCAGCUCCUCCGAUAAUGGCGCUACCUCGGAGCCGUCCCGUGCCAAACCCUCUGGACCUGCCGGUGGAGGAGCUAGCGGUGGGGGAGGUGGUGGCAGUGACGCCACCACCCGCGGCCGUACCGGCAGCAGCAGCCGCUCUCGUGCCGCCGCCGCUGUGGGGUCCGUCCCACCUGCAGUCCCGACGUCCUCAAGGUCUGGCAACACAACCAGCGAACGGCAACAACAGCCGGCUGCUGCGGCUGCUGCUCCUGUAGCCGCCGUCCCCCCAGGGACUGCAGGAAGCUCCCGUGCUUCUAAAAAGGCCGCAGCUAGCAGCUCCGCAAGUGCUGCUGCCGCGGCUGCCGCUGCCGGAGGAGGAGGAGGAGCAUCUCCCGCUGCUGUUGUCACAACCCGCCCGCCAUCCGCGGGACGGGCAGCUUCCGUUGCUGCAGCUACUGCUGCUGCUGCUUCGGGCAGCAAGGGUGCCAAGGGCGGAGGGUCGAGCACGUCGUCUUCUUCAUCACCGUCACCUGCGUCGACCACGGCUGCGGCAGCUCCGGGCAGCGUAGCUGCGCCUCCCGCCGCCACCGCCGCCGCUGGAAAGGCCGCGCAAGGCAACAGCGCGAACAGCGGCAGCGGCAACAGCAGCAACAACACGACGACAACGGCACGCGCAACAAACAGUUCUGCGGGUGCGGGCCCCAGCAGCAGCGGCAGCGCUGGUUCUGGAGCCGCGACUUCAGGUGGCGCCGCCGGUAUGGCCGGCACAGGCGCCGGAAGCGGAAGCGCGCCUGCUGGCAAGCUGCAAGGCAAGAAGGCGACUGCAGGCGCAGCUGCCGCAGUGCCCGGACCGCGGUCUGCUUCUGCUGUGCAGGCGGCGGCACUGUCUGCCCCUACUGGCGGCAGCAGCAGCACGGUGGCUGCUGCACCCGGCGGUGCUGCUACCACUGCCAAGCAGCAAGCGCAGCGCACUGCUGGUGGCAAGGAAACACCGGGGGCUGCUGUAACGGGGUCGGCAGCAGCUGCGGCAGCGGCAGCGGCGGCAGGAGAGCCGGCAGCUGAUGGGCCCGCAGGAAAUGCGCCGAGCGCCAACAGCAAGAGCGGUGGGGCCACCGCUGCAGCGCUGCGAACCGGAGCUGCUGCGCCUGGCAGCGGCAGCGGCAGGGCUGGCGGCGGCGCGGCAGCCGCCAACGUCAUUGCGUCGCCGCCGGGCAAGAUGAGCAAGUUCAAUGCCGCUGCUGCGGCUGGGGCAUCCGCCGCCGCCAGCAGCAACGGACCGUCGUCGUCGUCCUCGGCGGUGACCCCCGCUGCCUCUUCGGCGCUCGGAGCUCCGGAGGGGAGUGUGCCGCCGGCGCCGGCGGCGCCGCAGCUGGCGUCGCGGGCAUGGGCAGCGAGGAGCAGUUCCGACACCAGCAACGCUAGCGUCGCCGCCGGAAAGCCCGUCACGCUAGCUCAGGUGGUCGCACGGGCGGCAGCUGGUGGCAAGCAGGGCGGCGGUGGCGGCAGCGGUCCUGCCUGGGGUGGCGCGGCGGCGCGGCCUCCAGCGGCAACGGAAGGCAGCGGUGCCGCAUCCGCCUCUACAGCCUCUACGAACACAACGCCAGCUGCAGGCGGAGCAGUGUCAGGAGCUCCCAGGAACCGGGAUGCUGCUAGCCGCAAUGUGGAUGGCGCACCAGGCGCAUCGGCGCCAGGCUCGGCGCUCACCCCCACCCCCGCAUCAGCUGCUGCUGCUGCUGCUGCUGUGACGGCCGCCGCGGCUACACAACAACGGCCGGUGCCGGUAACGCAACAGCCGCCGCCCCCGCCCCCGCAGCCCCAGCAACCCCAACCCCACCAGCUCCGCUUCCCUCACCAGCCGCACUCGCAGCCUCCGCCUCCCCAGGGGCCAGCCCACGCCACCCCUCCACCCCAGCCGCAGCUCCACGCCCCGCCGUCUUCAUCCCAUGCCGGCGGCGCCCCUCAUCCCGGCCCUCGGCCCCUUGCCUCAGCCCAUUCGCACCCCCAUGCCUCCGCUCCCAGCCCUGCUGGCAGCAGCGCCUCCCCCAUUGCCGACUCCCUGCGGCGACCCGGUCCCAGCCCCGUGCCUAGCCCCAUCCCGCUCCCUCCAGGCGGCCCGCCGACCUCGGCGGCUGCCCUGCCCGGCUUCCCGGGGCCUGGCGGCAUGGGAGCGCACCGCCCUGGCAUGGGCCCCAUGCAACCCCCGCCUCACCACCAUCACCAUCACCACCACCAUCAGCAGCAGCAGCAGCACUACAGCCCGGCACGAGCAACUGCCGUUAAUCACCAGGGCGCGGCAAGUCCCUUUGGAAGCAUGGACGGUGCGCCCGAGCAGCCCGGCUCAGCUAACGCCGCCGCUUCUAGUGCCGGAGCAGCCGCCGCAGCAGCAGGAGGCUUUCCUUCUCGUGCGACAUCCAGCCAGCCGGUUUCUCCCAUCCGCACCUACCGGCCGGGCGGUGCGGGUGUGGGUGUUGCGCACGGUUCCGCCAGCGCCGCGGGGCCCGGUGGCGGUGGCAUGCCGCCGCUCCCUCCGGGCAGCCUUCCCUCUCAGCCGCCCGUGGACUGGUCCUUUGCGACUUUGGGGCCCGGCAAUGGCGGCGCCGGCGGCAGUAACGGCGCCGGCGGCGCAACCCCUGGUGCGGAGGCGCUCAGGCGGCAGCACCACUACCACCACCACCACCACCAUCAUCCACCGCCGCCACCUCCGUCACUGGCGUCAGCAGCCUCGGCGUCGCCUACGCCACUCUUCAGCUCUUCACCCGCGACGCCGCUGCCUGGAUUCUCCUCCACCGCCUCCGCCGCCGCAGCAGGGCCGUACCCGGCACACUCUGGGGGCCUCGGUCUGAGGUCGGGUUCGGGGCCUGUGAUGCCGUCUGGAGGUCUGUUGGGCCUGGGCGGUGGUGGAGGCGGCGCCGCCGCAGCAGCCCCUUGGAACGUACUGCGCCCCCUGGGGACCGGCGGCGGAGGCGGCGGCGGCGGUGGUAGUGAGCUGCUUCCCAGUGAGGAGACCUUCCAUAGUCCUUUCGGCGUGGGCUUGUCGUCCUCCGCGCCGACUCACCAGCGGAUCGGGCCGCUGCCUCCGCCACAGCUGUCGGGCGGAGCAGCAGCGGUAACGGCUGGCGGUAACGGCGGUGGCGGCGGAUCCGUCCUGGAUAGCACAUGGACCUGGGGACGUCUGUGGGGCCCCAGCGAUAACCAAGCAGGCCCCAGCUCGGCCUUCAUACCUGCCUUCGCGUCCGGCGGCACGCAUGCGACUGGCGGCAUUGGCGGCGGCGGCGACAGUGUUUUCUUCCGCACCAGCAGCAUGGCUUCCCUGCAUGUCUCGUCGACAACCGGUGCUGCCACGACUGCAGUGGUGGGCACCACUGCCGGGAGCUGCGGCAGCCCGCCGCGUUGCACCUCCUCCUCCUCCUCCUCGCUGCUGUUCCCUCCGCAGCCGCAGCAACAGGAGCUGGAACAGCACGGCGGGCUGCGCAGCCACCCCCACCACCCGCCCCACGUGAGCAGCAGCCUCACCACUGCUGACCCAGCCGCCAGCAGCCUCCUGGCCGGCGGCAACAGCAUCUGGUCCUUCAAGCCCUCGGACGCCGCUAGCAGCGGCAUCAGCGCCAGCGGACUGGCCGCCUCCGCAUUCUCGCCGCUGGCGCAGUUCAGCGGCAGCUCCGCCGGCGGUGGCGGCGGCGGCGUACGGCAUUCGGGCCGCUCCGGCGGCCCAACGUCUGCUGGCCGCGACGUUGCCGCGGCCUCCACCGCGACGCCAAAGUCCGCUUUUGCAGCAGCCGGCGGCGGUGCUGCCCGUGGCUCCGUUGACGCCAACUCAACCUCCACACCGGGGCUAUCUCCCGUCUCCGUCGCCAGCCCGGGUCCCCCUGUCGCAUCCUCCACCACCGCCAGCGGCGCUCUGCAGCCGCAGCUGGCGUCCAGCUACAGCCAGUUCCACUGCCCUCUGACGCGGCAGGUGAUGACCGACCCGGUGGUGGCGGCGGACGGCUGCACGUACGAGCGUGCGGCAAUCGAGGCGUGGUUGCGUGGCAGCGUCACGUCUCCCGUGACUGGGGAGCACCUGGCGAGCCGGGAGGUGGUGCCCAACUUCACCAUGCGUGCGGCUAUACAGCUGCUGGCCAGGCAGUGAUGGAUCUGAUGGUGGUGGGUAUGAUGGCAGGCUAGAGGCUGGUAGCUGGCGGGCGGGUUGGGCUCGCUCGUUAGGUCCCUGGUUACCGCAUGAGUGCGUUGCUAGGCGGUGUUUUGGGGCGCGUUGCUUCUGAGGUGUGCAUGGAGCUAGGUAGAGGCAUGCGCAGGUAGGCUUCAGCGCAGGCCAGAGGCCAGGGUUGGAGAAGCACAUGCAGACGUGUGGGCGCGCUGGCGGUGCGGUGCGUGGAAAAGCGGUUGGUAACAGCAACAGAUUUCUGGUGUGUAUGCAUACAUAGCGCCAAAGGCGAGAUGCGUUGCUUUCUUGAGCACACUGCGACAGUCAUGCUGCAUGGAUAGCUCUUUUUAAAGCAUGUUGAGGACUGCCAUCCUUGGACAGCGUAGGCUCUGUGUUUAGUUGCAGUUGCGGAAACAGCGUAGUGCACGAGGAGAAGGGGGCUGCGCUCAUUUCUUUGCCCAAAUAGCUAUUGUUAGACGGAUCGGGGUUCAGAGAGGCUCUCGAGCAAAGUAGAGGUCACAUGGAUUGCCCUCAAUAUCGCACUGCUGCAAUACACAGAGCUAUUUGGCCCCAUGUGCAGCGCUGGGCACGGGUAUGCACGUGCUAGGCCGGUGCAUGACAGAGCCGUUUGGUUACUGUGUGCGCGUGUGCUCUUGUUGUUGGUUUGUUCGGUUGUUUGUUCGUUACGUUUUCCCCGUGUCUACGUCCCCGUAUGGGGGCAUUCGUCUGUGCUGUUCGAGUUUUGCUCCAGAGUCUUAAACAAUCGCAAAGGCGUUAGUUUAAGGCGCUGACUAAUGCUCCCCCGAAUCAGCUGAAUGAAAGCACAGCUGGUUUGAUGUGCGGGGGGGGGAGGGGCCGUACCCGAAGCAGAAAACAUAAUACACGCGUUACCCGCAUCACCUGGUGCUGUUUGGGAGGAAGCCAGGGAUGGAGGGGGUGGUUGUUGGUAGAAGCUGUUGGGGCGAUGGACAGCAAGGGGAGCAUGCCACUGCUGCUCACUGUAAUAGCCUAAAGGAGAAGCUGCAGAGGUUGUUCUAGGAGGGGGCGUUUCCUUGUGCAACGCAGUGUGUGUUGGCCUUCGACAACCCGUGGGCUUUUGGGUAGGCAAGAUGCAAUUGUUGUUGUGUGGGGCCGAGGCGACGAAGGUGGGGUGCAUAUGCCUGCAUAUUCGUGCCUUAUUUGCAGGCGGGAAGGUAGGAGGGAGAGGCGGCCCAUGCGAACAAAUGUAUGUGCGCAUACUCUUCCCUUUCUUCCGUGACUUGUCUUGUGGCCGGUUACUAACUUUCGCUAUAGAGACGCUAUAACUGUUCGACUCUGUUAUUAUCACUGAUACCAUAACAGGAUUAACCAAUGGUAUUUGCUUGCAGUUCAGCCUUACCCCUCACGACGAUUUUUGGUUCUUCCAGUCUCCCGCUGCUGGCUGACACGGGGACGGAGGGGUACUUUGUUGGCGUGUGUCACCUCGUGCUACACCGCUAUCCGUGUGCGUGUCGUGUUGCCGUCGUCCGACGUGUUGCUCGUACCGUUUCGCUGCAACACGUGAAUCCCGGAGUGGUGCUUUGUGAUUUGACUGGAAUCGGGGUAUCAGGUUCUUUAAUGUUCUGGUUCUAUGCAGUGCUUAAUAAGCAAGCACCGGUAUGAACGUAUGGUGUAAGGCCCCAACUUGGUCUUGGAAGGAAGUUCAAAAGCAGGAAUUGAGCGCCUGUGUGCGAUGAACUGAUAAUGAGCUCCGUACAUCUGGGUGCACACAUGCCGGGAUGCUUGUCCUCCUCGCGUCUCCGUUGGGGCUUUACCGUGCACAGACGCCGUUACUUCGAAGAAAUAGUAACGGCAAGACAUCGCAUCUGAGGGGAAGGUGUCGGAGAAAUGUUUGGUUACGCCGAGCAGAGACACGUUCCGUGCUUGGCUCGGCGAACACCGCGGAGCAAAAUCACCCCCGGGGCGUAGGCGCUCGUGCCAGGACUGUUAACUUGACAGUGUUGCAUGUACCGAUAAAGCAUCCAGGAAAUGGCCAUGCCAAGUCCAGGUGGCACAGUAAUUUCUGAUGUACGGCACACUAAAUUCGUUCGUCAUAACGUCAACAACCACGUGUGAACGUCAUACGCGCAGAGAUUUGCUCCUACUUGACGGUCCCUUAGUGCUUUAUCAACUCGCAAUGUUGACUUCCCCUAACCGAUACGAAUGCCAUCGUCUCUUUAUGUUGGGGGCUGCGUAUGCUCGGCUUUUGCCGGCGCGUUUAUUGCAUUACAAAGUGGAACAAAUGCGACAUUAGGUUCAAUAGCGGGUCGGAGCUUCGCUUCAGUUGUCAGCUUUGCUGUGGGACUCGGAACCUUAGUGGUGUUCUUCCUAGUCGAUUUCUACGGGUUGGGCCAUAAAGGACCAACGCAUGAAACCGUCGCGAGCGUCCCCUGGUGGGGCUGGAUCGGCGGUGCGCUGGGCGCCUGGUACGUGGCAGUGGUCAUCAUUUUCGCGCCCACGUUGGGGGCCGCGACACUGAUGGCGGUCUUCGUGACGGCUCAGCUGAGUACGGCAGUGCUUCUGGACUCCAUGGGUUGGAUGGGCUUCAGCAAGCGGCCCUUCCACUGGGCGCGACUGGGCGGGUUGUUGCUGAUGGUGGCGGGCGUGGUACUGAUCACCCACUUUGACGGCACCACCAGGACCGCCAGCAGCAGCAGCAGCACCGGCAGCACCGCUGCUGCUGGUGCUGCUGCUCCGCUGGGCCCUGUUGCUGCGAACAUUGCUGCAACUGAAAACAACGCAACAAUCAGCAACAAGACCAGCACCACACACGACGGCGGCGCCGGCGGCGCCAUUGCGAAGAACACCUUGGUCGCAGCAAAGGGAGCAGCUGAAGUUGAUGGUGUUGUCGGGGGUGCAAGCAGCAAUAACAGCAGCGGUAGCAGCAGCCUUGUUGACGGGGGGCGGCGGCUGCAGCAGCAGGGGCAACCGCAGGCGGUUGUUAGUGUCGCCAAUGGGUCGCUAGCGGGAGCUGACGGCUUAACUCAUCAUCAUCAUGGGCAGCAGCAGCAGCAACAACAGCAACAACAGCAACAACAGCAGCAGAGGUUCACUGGGGAGGAGGGACAGGUGGUUCUUGAGGUGGCGGGCGCUGGCAGUCACGAAAGGAAUUUGCAGGGAGUGGCGAUCAGCGGCAUCAGCAGUCGCUGGUGGCGGAGACUGCGAGACUGGUCGGCUGUGCUAGGGUUGUGACAUGCAAGACGUUCGAAUGCUGCUGCUGCUGCUGCUGGUGUUGAGGGUGGGAGUGGGGGCGCGGGCUGGGGCGCUUCAGGAGCCUGAAGGGGCGAUACACGCAGAGCCGCUGCUGCUGCUGUUCCUACUGUUCGAGCGGAGGCGGAGGUUGGGAUGGAGCAGGGGCCACGCGGGAGGGACGGUCCUACAAGCCGUCGUCAGCCUUCCUGAUGGGGGCGCAGCUGGGGCGACGCUAGCAGCGAGGUGAUGUGGGUUGGGUUGAGGGCUCGGAGAGUCGGUGAGACGUGUAGAGGUGGUUGGGCAGUGAUCAGCGGUGUCCAAGUACAUUUGGGGUGUGAGAUGUGAGUGCUAAUGUUUGAGGGUGUUGAGGCAACAACCGGUACUAGGGAUGCUCGUUGUCAUGUACUCCGUGCGCACGUGCUCAUGUGCUGCGGUGUGCGCCGUGCGAUUCGCCGACUCUGCCGCCGUACGGUACGGUCUUGUGGGUGGCGCGGUGUGCAGCUUCCUGGGUUGCGGCUUUCGGAAGUGGGGAGGUGGCCUGGCAUCCUGUCUCGUACGCAAGCUGCAGUUAAGUCGGGGGCAUGUGCUGUGCGGCGUGGUCGCCACGUGCUAGGGGUGGUGGGGACCUAUUCAUCGUUCCGUUGCCGGCGGCGGUGUGCUCGUAUGGAAAAGUGUGGCACUGGAAAGUAUGGUAUGUUCCCCUUUAGGAAAGUAUGGAAAGUGGAUGAAGCCUACUAAUGAUACUAAAGCUUGUGGAAGGACGCAUCGGGAAUGAUGCGAUUUUAUGUAUCAAGUCAGUUAUUGAUGCUGCUGCCGUCGUACGCUUCGGGGUAUACGCGUCAAAUUCCGAGUUCGGGUAUGAUGCCUAAUAAUGAGUAACUAUGAUAGUACUGGCACCCGCUGGUGUGCGCACGUAUGCGUCUUGGUGUGUUUCAUCCUUUCGUGUCUGUUUUUGUGUUCGGACCUGCUCCUUCGUUAAUGCUCGGUGCUCUCUCUCGACGAACCUCGGCUAGCCGCUGUUUCGUGUGUUGGGGUCGUACUGACAAGUGCAGGGACUGUUCCCGGCACGCUUCUCGGGUUACCGGGGCGGGCACGCUGUCUUCAUACUGUCCCUUAAAACCAGAGACUGUGGACAGGACUGUAAAGCAUUACCGGCAGCGGUUAGGCCUGUUCCGUGACUGACACCCAUAUCCACGGCUGUUUUCCCCCUUGGCCGUGGAAGACAUGUGUUGCAUGGUCCCACGGAUGCGCCUCCCGCUGUAUGUUGCGCUUUAAAAACAGGAAGCGGAAAGCUGCCGUGCGGCGGGCGGUUAGCGGUUACCUUCCAGGAACUCGUAGGUUCCAUUAGCUGUAAUUAUAGUGCAGUAAGUUGCCAGGUUCCGUAGUUAAAGUACACUGCGCAGGC
Messenger RNA from Astrephomene gubernaculifera, 18769 nucleotides. The record is from the annotation of a GenBank genome assembly. NCBI's taxonomy places the organism in Eukaryota, Viridiplantae, Chlorophyta, Chlorophyceae, Chlamydomonadales, Astrephomenaceae.